Molecule: messenger RNA, 2762 nt
Organism: Penaeus indicus
Lineage: Eukaryota; Metazoa; Arthropoda; Malacostraca; Decapoda; Penaeidae
Gene: Alg7
Product: UDP-N-acetylglucosamine--dolichyl-phosphate N-acetylglucosaminephosphotransferase-like
Exons: 7
Coding region: 137-1426 (429 amino acids)
Biological process (GO): protein N-linked glycosylation; dolichol-linked oligosaccharide biosynthetic process
Cellular component (GO): membrane
Molecular function (GO): UDP-N-acetylglucosamine-dolichyl-phosphate N-acetylglucosaminephosphotransferase activity
Source: RefSeq, a predicted model, not a curated record
GAAUGCCGGCCUCCCCCCCACGGCUCCCUUAUUUGCGCCCAAACUAACUUAUGUUUUUGGAUCUUUUUGGAUUAACGAAUUGUAAAGUUGAAAGCGACCACGAUUUACUUUAGCAGUCAAGUGAUAAAAGCGAAAGAUGAACGUGGUUGUCAUGGCAACGGAGACGCUAUUGGGUGUAUUUGGAGUCGACGUCAGAGCUGACCAGCUGAAACCAGGCUUUGAGAUGAUUGUGUCAUUAUGCAUCAAUCUAAUACUGUCAGUGGUGGGACUAGGUGCUGUCAUCAGAACUAUCCCUGCUGUUGCCACCAUGUUUAUAAAUGCUGGCUUGUUUGGAAAAGAUCUGUGCAAGAAAGAUCGAGAAAAGAAAGUGCCUGAGUCAAUGGGUAUGGUUAGUGGUCUAGUCUUCCUCAUCAUCAUGUUUCUGUUCCUGGGAGUACCAUUUGGUCAGCAUUUUAUGAACCCAGAGACACCCUUUCCGCAUACAACAUUUACAGAGUACUUGACAUCUCUGCUCUCUAUAUGCUGUAUGCUGUUUCUUGGCUUUGCCGAUGAUGUCCUGAACUUGAAGUGGAGAUUCAAAUUAGUACUUCCCACUUUAGCCUCACUUCCUCUAUUAAUGGUUUACUACAUCAAUCUUGGUUCAACAACAGUUGUUGUUCCAAAGCCAUUGCGAACUUGGAUUGGAUUAACAUUGAACAUUGGCCCACUGUACUAUGUGUACAUGUCCAUGCUUGCAGUGUUUUGUACAAAUGCCAUCAACAUUUAUGCUGGCAUAAAUGGGCUGGAGUGUGGUCAGGCUGUAGUCAUUGCUGGGUCUGUGAUAGUGUUCAAUAUUGUGGAGUUAGGAGGGUACCAGGCCGAGUUUCAUUAUUUCUCGCUUUGCCUCAUCAUUCCAUUCACAGCAUCAGCACUAGGCCUGUUUUAUCAUAAUCGAUAUCCAGCACGGGCAUUUGUAGGAGACACGUUUACGUACUUUGCUGGAAUGACCUUUGCUGUUGUGUCCAUAAUUGGCCACUUCAGUAAGACUGUGUUGCUGUUUUUCUUGCCACAGAUAUUCAAUUUUCUCUAUUCAGUACCACAGCUCUUCCACCUUGUGCCAUGCCCAAGACAUCGUCUCCCAAAAUAUGUCCCACAAAAAGACAAACUCGAACCAAGUGUUGCAGAGUUCAAGGCAAGUCAGAUCUUAAAGCCACUACUUCUUGCAUUGAGGUUCCUAAACAAGCUGGGUUUGGUGAGACUUGAAGAGGGCCUUGGUGAAGACAAGGAAAUGUGUCGAAUCAACAACCUCACACUAGUCAACUUGGUCUUGCUGAAACUGGGUCCUCAACAUGAAGCUAAUCUUACAAUGAAACUUCUUGUUCUGCAGGUGCUGAGCUCAGGGCUAGCAUUUUUCAUUAGAUAUCCAUUUGCAGAUUUAUUUUUCUGAGUUGUUAAUGAUAUACAAAUUGAUUCUCUGAAUUUUUUUCAUUCUCAUAGAUAUUUAUCAGUGAUGAUAUAAUAAUUUCAUCCCAUAUUCAAUGACAUGUCAGAAAUCUGUUUGUAUCAUCUAUGUACAUUAGACAUAUGCAUUUAUUUAAUUAUUGGUGUGGAAGCAUUGAUGUAUAUGUAGAAUGAGAUAAACAGUAUGUAUAUAUGAAGGAUACUUGUAGUACAUAGCUUCAACUACAGCAUCAUUUGGUGGCUUGUAUUGUGUAAUGCAAACAGUCUUUAGUAAAUGUUAUAACUACUUGUUAACAUCCCAAAGACAUUUUUUGAUAUGCAUUUGUUGUUUAGAUAUAUGGAAAAUGUAUCUAGUAUUUGUAAAUACAGCUUACUUAUUUUAAAAAAUGGUAGAUGUUAUCUACCAAAAGCUUGACUAAAUACAAAGAGUUGAUUUUUUUUCAUAGUUUUGGAUUUUGUGAGUAAUGAUUUUAUUUUCAAAAGUAGAUGUUUUAUUUUUGCUCACAUCAUCCCUUGAAAUAGUCAUUCAUAACUAUGAAAUAUUGGAUAUGAUUUAAUUUGUGAUCAUUUUGAGUUUCUAAAUGUGUGUAGUCAAUAGAAAUGAAAGUUUCACUUGGUAAAUUUGAUACUAAAAUACUUAAUUAGUUAUGAAAGUGUUGCAUGUGUUAACCCAUUCACCCCACGUGGCAAGAAUAGAUGCCAUAUCCACUUUAAUACACGUUUAUUUAUUGUAUUUACACAUAGAUGGCUCCACAAAUUCUUAAUCACCAAAUAGCCAGUUAUCAAGAACUACCUGUUUCACCUGUUUACCCUUUUCCUUCACUUUAGGCAAAGGUUUUUUGUAUCAUUUCAUUGUCUAAAAUAUUCUAAUGACAAUUUAAUAAUCAUAGCAUCAAUAACAAUGAUAACAGUAUCGAUAGCAAUGGUAUUAAUUUUCCCGCCAAUUCAUUGAAUGGGAAAAUGAGGAUCGGUAACUAGGGCCUAGUGAUAGACUCCUUGCUGGCUGAGCACAUGUGGAAACAUCUGUAUGUAACAAAAUUCACCAAAAACUACAGGGGACAGAACAUAAAUCUGGGGCGAAUGGGUUAAAUGCAGCAUUUGGGUUCAUAGAGUAAAAUUAUUCAAAUAAUUACUUUCCAUAUAGGAAUGUAGUCAGGUUAUGAUAAAUAAUAAUAUAUAAAUUUUUAUGUGUGUAUAUUUUGUUUGUAUACUUGUUUUUUUUUUCUAUAUUGAAAGAAAAUGAUAGAUAGUGAUAAAGUAUUUAUUUAAAACUUGCAAUAAAUUUUGCCUUUAUUUCUUAGAAUAAAAUACAUGAAAUUCAA